Vigna radiata var. radiata (mung bean) is the source of this 1266-nucleotide messenger RNA. RefSeq lists its product as uncharacterized. Lineage: Eukaryota; Viridiplantae; Streptophyta; Magnoliopsida; Fabales; Fabaceae. The transcript is spliced from 3 exons. The record is from RefSeq and is a predicted model, not a curated record. Bases 1 to 1266 code for a protein of 421 amino acids.
AUGGCCCAUUUUCCCAAUCAUCGUGGAUGGAUGUACGACCGUUGUUAUAGCAGAAGGAGAGGUUUGAAGGAAGCUUUUGUCCUUGGAGUUAAUGAGUUUAUGGAGACGGCUCGUCGAUAUAAAUAUUAUGCUCUUGAUGGAGGGAUUCGAUGCCCAUGCAUCAAGUGUGAAUGUACAAAGAUUAUGAAAGAUGAAGACGUCAAAGUUCACCUAUACCAAAAAGGGUUCAUGCCAAAUUACAAGGUUUGGANAUUUCAUGGUGAAGAAAUGCCUUCUACCUCCACUGCUCAUGAAAAUCGACCUACAUCAGGUUCGAAUACUAUUGUACAUACAUCUGAGAUAAAUCAAUUUACCUACCUGCAAGAGAUGUUAGACGAUGCUCUUCGUCAACAUGAUGAACAAGAACCAAACGAUAGUCAUGAUGAAGAGUCUCCAAAUGAAAGCACUCAAAGGUUUUACAAUCUCUUGGCUGAGGCAAACCAACCUGUAUUUGAAGGUUCAUCUGAGUCAAAAUUGUCAGUCUGCAUUAGACUCAUGGCUGAUCUAACACCACCAAACAAUUCUUUGCCGAAGAAUUAUUAUGAAGCCAAAAGAUGUGUUUCGAAGCUGGGAUUGGAAGCGAAGAAGAUUGAUUGUUGUGUGAAUGGAUGUAUGCUUUUCUAUGACAACGACAUUGGCAAAAAUGAUGCAUCGUUGGUGCAAUGCAAGUUUUGUGGCCAUCCUCGAUUUCAGACAUUACAUCCAGGACGGAGGAAAAAAAAACCAAUUCCAUUCAAGUCCAUGUUCUAUUUGCCGAUCAUUUCAAGGUUACAACGAAUGUUUGCUUCAAUUCAAACAGCAAAACACAUGACAUGGCAUGAUGGUAACAAAAGUGAGAGAGUGUUGCGUUAUCCUUCUGACGGUGAAGCCUGGAAGCACUUCAACCGUAAACAUCCAUCCUUCGCCAGUGAUGCUCGUAACGUGAGACUCGGACCAUCUAAUCCUAAAUCAGGGAUUGAUGUGUAUUUAGAGCCUUUGAUUGAUGAUUUGAAGAAGCUGUGGACUGGUAUAUGGACGUAUGAUGUAUCAAGGAAGCAAAAUUUUCUUAUGAGGGCAGCUUUGAUGUGGACUAUUAAUGACUUUCCAGCGUAUGGGAUGUUAUCUGGUUGGAGCAUGCAUGGUCGAUUAGCUUGUCCGCAUUGCAUGGAACACACAAAGAGUAUUCAAGGGUUGAAGAGUCAUGAUUGCCAUGUCUUUAUGGAAACUCUAAUCCCUGUUUGCAUUUAG